Caenorhabditis bovis is the source of this 1263-nucleotide messenger RNA. NCBI's taxonomy places the organism in Eukaryota, Metazoa, Nematoda, Chromadorea, Rhabditida, Rhabditidae. The record is from the annotation of a GenBank genome assembly.
AUGAUUGUUAAUGGCAAUGGCCGAAGAAAAGCGAAACGAAGAGUUUCGGUAAAGAAAAAUGAGCAAAGUCUGUCGACAAAGCGUCGACGCACUAAUUCAUGUCUUAUCGUUGAAAAUGAUGUGAUGAAAGGAACCGAGACGGUUUUUGAGGAUUAUGUUAUUGAUCGCACAGAAUCAUUGCAUAUCGAUGAGAAUCUGGAAAAUGAAGAUAGCGGCGUGAAGCCAACGAGUUCCUGGGCUGAACGCAUGCAGUCGAGUCUUCUUGGAGAAGCAAAAGAUUUAAACGAGAAUUCGAAAAAGAAAAAAUUCAAAAAAAUUUGUUUUAAUUGCCGUGGGGAGCAUAAUAUAUCGGAUUGUCCGCGGCCGAAAAGCGCGAAACGAAUUCAGCAGAACCGGCUGGAAAUCACCGAAGAUCUAAGACGACGACAUUCCCAAUAUGGAAGAUAUACAGACAAGCAUAUCGGCAAAUUCACACCCGGUUCGAUUAGUACGACGUUGCGAGAAGCGCUGGGCAUCGGAGAAAACGAGAUUCCAGAAUAUAUUUAUAGAAUGAGACACAUGGGAUUUGUUAAGGGCUAUCCGCCAGGCUAUCUGAAAAAGACCAUGAAGUUCAACGGCAACCAGAUACUCAAGAUUUUCGAUUCGCAUGAGAGUCACAAUGAUCACGAUGAUAUGGAAAAGCCUGAAAUCGACAAAUCCAAAAUGAUCUGCUAUCAGGGAUUUAAUGGAAGUGUUGACGGCUUAAUCGAUAGAGAAAACUUCAAAGUUCCGCCAUUUCAUGUGUUUUGCGAAAUCUAUGAAAAGGAGCUCAUCGGCUCUUAUAUGAAGGAUAGAAGAGCUAAGAUGAAGAAGCAACGAAAAUCCAAAAAGAAAAUUAAUCUCAAGAAUGACGCUGAUGAUGAUGUAAUUAUAAUUGAUGAUGAGGUGAAUGAUUUGAAAAUCGAGUAUAAGACACCAAAUGAGGAAUCUUCAGUUCAAAUCCUUGAAGCGAGCAAGGCCGAGAAUGAGCCGAAAGUAGAGAAGGGUGAAUCGUUGUUCCAAUCCAUCGGCACUCCGGUGCUUUCGAGAAGAGACGAUAGCGGUGAAUGGAAAUUGUCGAAAUUACCCAGCGUCGACGCAUUCUCCGUCGGAAUUCAGCCAUUCGAAGCCAAAGAAGAAUGCGUCAAAACAGGUCUAUUCAAAAAGCUGAUGGAAAAAUUGAAGAUUGGACGAGAAGAGCCGGAAAUUGAAAUCAUCGAUGAGAAACUGGCUAAAAAUCGUUAA